This is a messenger RNA of Acanthosepion pharaonis, 801 nucleotides long. The record is from the annotation of a GenBank genome assembly. NCBI's taxonomy places the organism in Eukaryota, Metazoa, Mollusca, Cephalopoda, Sepiida, Sepiidae.
AUGAUUUCUCUUGAGCAAAAAACGGUAAUAGCAAAACAAGGCGUUUCCAUAAAUGUAAGUUUAGGCCACAACACUAUCUAUCUAUCUAUCUAUCUAUCUAUCUAUCUAUCUAUCCCAGCCUGUUCAUUAUCUAUCUAUCUAUCUAUCUAUCUAUCUAUCUAUCUAUCUAUCUAUCUGUUGUGGCCACAACACUAUCUAUCUAUCUAUCUAUCUAUCUAUCUAUCUAUCUAUCUAUCUAUCUAUCUAUCUAUCUCAGCCUGUUCAUUAUCUAUCUAUCUAUCUAUCUAUCUAUCUAUCUAUCUAUCUAUCUGUUGUGUGUAUUAUCGUCGCUUUUAUCUUCCUUUUCUUUCAUUCUUUCUUUCUUUUUCUUACUUUCACCCUUCCCCCUUUUCUUUCUUUCUUUCUUUUUCUUUCUUCCCUCCUUCCUCCCUUUUCUUUAUUUCUUUCUUUCUUUUUAAUUCUUUCUUCUCUCCUUCCUUCCUUUUCUUUCUUUCUUUCUUUUUCUAUCUUCUUUUUCUUUCUUUCUUUCUUCCCUCCUUCCUUCCUUUUCUUUCUUUCUUUCUUUCUUUCUUUCUUCUUUUCUUUCUUCCUUCCUUCCUUCCUUCCUUUUCUUUCUUUCUUUCUUUCUUUCUUUUUUUCUUUCUUUCUUUCUUUCUUCCCUCCUUCCUUCUUUCCUUUUCUUUCUUUCUUUAUUUAUUUUUCUAUCUUCUUUUUCUUUCUUUCUUCCCUCCUUCCUUCCUUUUAUUUCUUUCUUUCUUUUCUUUCUUUCUUUCUUUCUUUCUUUCUUUCUUUCUUAAGUAG